GUUUUUGACAGGGGACACGUUUCAUAGCAACACCGGAACUGUUGGCUACAGCUCCAGUUGUGAACCCGGAUUUGUUUACCAGUGACACCGUCCUAGCUAGCAAGUGGCUACAUGAAGAUUCCCCUGACUUCGCUGUUUUGUUGUUAUCAACGUGGGACCCGCUAGAAUGGAACCUGCCUGCCGUAAGGACAAACCGAAGCUGAACACCACCCCGACCAGAGGGGACCGGGUCAAGCAGAAAUCUGCACAACAGGAGCUCAAACAGAGACAGAGAGCAGAGAUUUAUGCUCUAAACAAGGUGAUGACUGAGUUGGAACAGCAGCAGUUUGAGGCGUUUUGUAAGCAGAUGCAGUCACAAGCAGAAUGAUGUCACAUCGUUUCAUUCUCCAGGUUUUAUCUGCUCUAGCAUCGGUUCACUUCUUCUCUGUGAUGGACAGCAAACCAGUCACUUAAACUGGGACAGGAUGGUGGUAAAAACCCUCAACUGUCGGUCUUCGUUUUACAGACACUAGUUUUUCAGGCCUGUAAGAAUCUGUUUACUGUGGACACAUCUUUUAUGAUCUGAUCUCAGUCCGAUCUGAGAACCAGAGAGUUGCUGAUGUCGGUGAUUUGAGUGGCUCAGAGCUUUCUGCUGGUUCCUGUUGGAUGUGCUGUACAUGAGCUUUCUUCAUGUCUACAGCCUGAUCAGCCACCAUUGGUUUUCUCUUUACAAGGUAUUUUCUGGUUGGCAGUCCUCAGCCCUGGCAUUCAGCUCAUUUUGUUUACAUGUUGUAAAAAUGACCAGACACGUUUUUCUGCCUAAGUCUGUUUGUAUGGGAGGGUCCAAAACAACUCCAAAUGUUUUCCAGUUCUUUGCACCAAAUCAAGUGUUCCUCUAAAAUAAAACUCUGGUGGGUUUCUAGAACCUGUCUCAUUGGGUUUUUUGUCAAUCAGGAGUUUCAGGAACACGAGUCAAGAUUUAGAUCAUAAAUAUGAAGGAAUUUACAAGAAAAUCUGCAGAAUCUGUCACAGUGGUGCCAUCUGCCCAACAUAACUUGGUCAAAUAAAACAGUCUUCCAAGUUUUGUGUGUACCCAUUCAGCUGGACUCUACAAAAUGAACAAGACUUUUCCAGCUAGUUGCCCGAAACCCUGUGAGAUCCUUGGCUUAGUUUUCAUCCCAAAAUCCGUCUCACGCUCACUAACCCUAACCCAAAACAAACAAAUGUUCCAUACAGACAUGAAUUAUCUCAGUAGUGGAUGCUUAAAUGUAAAUUACAUAAAUGCUUAGCAAGUAAAUCUCAAGCUGUACAACCUAAAGAUUUAUAAUAACUGGUUGCGUGAAAACUGAUUAUAUGAAAUAAGUGUUUUUAUAUGAUUUAUUUAUUUAAAUAUGACAGAUUAUUCACAUUGUAAAGCUUUAGUUUAGAAACAUUACAAAGCAAGAUUAAUUAAGACACUUCCUGUCAAAUUGUGAUUGAUGACCUACUUUGUAAUUGUGUAUAUGUGUGUGUGCUUUAAACAAAUUAGUCAAAUGUGAAUGAAAAUAAAUAAUCUCUUUUAAUGUUUCUUUUA
Nothobranchius furzeri (turquoise killifish) is the source of this 1552-nucleotide messenger RNA. It is a transcript of the gene svbp, whose product is annotated as small vasohibin binding protein. The record is from RefSeq and is a predicted model, not a curated record. Lineage: Eukaryota; Metazoa; Chordata; Actinopteri; Cyprinodontiformes; Nothobranchiidae. Gene Ontology annotation, biological process: protein secretion; negative regulation of protein ubiquitination. Gene Ontology annotation, cellular component: apical part of cell.